Messenger RNA from Photinus pyralis (common eastern firefly), 3756 nucleotides. RefSeq names its product dystrophin. The transcript has 6 exons. Gene Ontology annotation, cellular component: plasma membrane. Gene Ontology annotation, biological process: synaptic signaling. The record is from RefSeq and is a predicted model, not a curated record. Bases 205 to 3078 code for a protein of 957 amino acids. Lineage: Eukaryota; Metazoa; Arthropoda; Insecta; Coleoptera; Lampyridae. Gene Ontology annotation, molecular function: zinc ion binding; protein binding.
GCAAAUUUGUAUGCAUUACUCAUACAAGAAGGAUGUAUUUAUUAUACAGGUGCGCGGUCAUCAACCCCUGUAACCAAAACAUUGAUCCAUUUUUGCAAUGAUUCCUGAAACUGAAAUAACGCAAAAUAAACGAGAAAAAUGGACAGCACAAUAGAAUUAAGAAGUGAUUGAAAUGUUCAGGGGGUGCACAUAAAUAAUAGAAAUAUGCAGAGAAAAGAAGAAAUUUUUGAACAAAAGCGAUUGGAACUGGAAUCAUGCCUUCAACGAAUGGAAGCUCGACUUGCAACCAUGGUACCAAUAGGGCACACAGCGGACGUUUUGGAAGCACAAUUGAGAGAGCAGAAAGCAUUACACGCCGAACUUCAUCAGUUUAAAGGACAAGUCGAGGCCUUCCAGCAAUUAAUGCAACGAAUCAUUACUAGCCGUCAAAAUGAAGAUACUGGUCGUUUUAAAAAAGUAGUCGAAUAUGUAAAUCAACAUUAUUCUCGUAUAGAUGCCUGUGUUAUAAAUAGAGGAAAAAUGCUUCACUCUGCUUUAAGCUCGUUACAGAACUUGGAUCGGUCGCUGGACAAUUUCUUGGGGUGGCUUAGCGAAGCGGAGUCCGUCUUAGAAAGUUUAGAAUCUGAACCCGAAACGCGUCGGGGUGCUCAACAACUUAAGGAGUUGCAAAAUGAUAUUGAAUGUCAGUCGAACACGCACGCGGCAUUGCAUUCGUCCAGUAUGGCAUUGCUUGGAUCUCUUACUCCAGAAGAUGCGUUAAUGUUGCAAUUGCGUGGCGAUGAAAUGGAACGAAGGUGGCAGGCUUUGAAUGCGCGUACUUUAGAUUUGCGUAAUCGUUUGGAGCAUAACGCAGAUUACUGGAACACGUUAUUGUUAUCUUUGCGAGAACUGACCGAGUGGGUAAUUCGUAAGGACACGGAGCUCGGACUGGCCUCGUGUCAGGACGAUCACAGAGCAUUUCGGCAACAGCUCGAAGACAAACGGCCACUCGUUGAGUCUAGCCUGCGAAACGCCAGGCAGUAUGUGUCCGGCGAAACAUCGGGCGAAUUGGCGCGUAACUUAAGAAGAGAACUGAUAAAAUUGUCAGACAAAUGGAAUGCUCUUAUCGAUAGGUCUGAUCAGUUGUCUGCACGUUUUGAGCAAAGUGCGGCCAAAAUGAAACAGCUGGAGGCGAAUCUCAAGGAAUCUGCUACUGCUGUGGCGAGUCUAGAAAGAAUGACACUAACGUGGAGCACCCCGAGAAGCGCCGCGGAAGCCAGAGACUUGUUGUCAAAUUUGAGAGUAUUGGAACAAAAGUUACCACCACUACAACGUGCCCUGGAAGAAGCUAGGCUACACGCCGCCAUGCUUGGUUCACUUCUGCCUACUUCUCAGGCGGCUCAACUCGAAGAUUGUACUGCCAGGUGUAGAGCGCUUCAAGCGGCGAUACGCGAGAGGCGUGAGCAACUGCAAAGUAGUAGUCAAGGGGAAUUAUCACCAGGCCCAUCAAGUGUCCAACCGCCAUGGGAGCGAGCAACGACGCCUAACAAAGUGCCAUAUUACAUAAAUCACAGCUUGGAAACAACACACUGGGAUCACCCGCACAUGUUGGAAUUGGCCGUGUGCCUAUUGCAACUGAACGAAGUACGUUUCUCCGCUUAUCGAACCGCGUUGAAACUGCGCGCCAUACAAAAGAAGCUGUGCUUAGAUCUAGUUAAUUUAUCGGCAGUUUCGGAGGCCUUCGAUAUCCACGGCUUACGAGGGCAGAACGAUAAAUUGCUGGACGUUGCCGAUAUGGUGCUCGUGCUUAGGGCCAUAUACAGUGGUGCUCUUGCGCAGAAUCCGAGUUUAAUCGACCUACCGUUAUGUGUCGACUUAGCGCUUAAUUGGUUACUUAACGUUUAUGAUAGUCAACGAACUGGCCAGAUACGUGUACUUAGUUUUAAGGUAGGAUUGACGAUAUUAACAAGAGGCCAUUUAGAAGAUAAGUAUCGUUAUGCUUUUCGUUUGAUUGCCGAUCCGCAACAGCGAGCUGAUCAAAGGAAGUUAGGACUGCUACUGCAUGAUAUUUUACAAGUACCAAGGCAGCUAGGAGAAGUGGCAGCUUUUGGUGGUUCAAAUAUCGAGCCCAGUGUGAGAAGUUGUUUGGGAGAUCGCGAUGAUCUAGAGGCGACUCACUUUCUUGCGUGGUUAAAACAAGAACCGCAAUCGCUUGUUUGGUUGCCAGUAUUACACCGUCUUGCAGCCGCCGAGUCCGCGAAACACCAAGCUAAAUGCAAUUCGUGUAAGCAGUACCCUAUCAUAGGCCUUCGAUAUCGUUGCUUAAAAUGCUUCAACUUCGAUAUGUGUCAAGUUUGCUUCUUCGCUGGCCGCCUCACAAAAGGUCACAAACUCUCCCACCCUAUGCACGAGUAUUGCGCUGCCACUACCUCUGUUGAAGAUGUUCGCGAUUUCACCAAAGCCUUGCGAAAUAAAUUUAAAAGUAAACGAUAUUUUUUAAAACAUCCGAGAAUGGGUUACCUUCCUGUUCGGUCCGUUCUAGAGGGCGAUGAAUUGGAAAGUCCCAUUGCUUCUCCUCAGCAUAGCGAUAUGCACUCUCGUUUGGAAAUUUAUGCAAACCGACUCGCUGAAGUGGAAUUACGAGCUGCCUCUCCGGAAGAUGAACAUCAGUUAAUAGCGGAUUACUGUCAGUCAUUGGAAGGGGCACCUGCCAGUCCAGGUCAGCUUAUGUUGGUAAUCGACGAAGAACAACGUGCCGAAUUACAAGAUAUGAUAUGCGAGUUGGAAGCAGAAAAUACUGCUCUACGACAGGAAUAUGAGCAGCUGCAACGAGGUAGCGUUCCUCACCCUCCGCCUGCACAGCAUGACGUCCUGGCAGAAGCUCGACUGUUGCGGCAACACAAAGGUCGUCUGGAAGCUCGCAUGCAAAUAUUAGAAGAUCACAACAGGCAGCUAGAAGCGCAGCUUCAACGACUAAGGCAACUUUUGGACGAGCCGCCUACAGCUACACUGCAAACGCGUUCAGUUACUGCGUCACAGUUAAAUCAAGACACCCCUGGGCGAGUCUCCCAACCUCCUCCACCCACUGAUCAUCGCUAAAGAUUGGUCUAGCUUAAUGUACCUAAAGUAUUAUUUGUACAUUUCGGCGUAAUUGCGAUAGUUCUGCGACUAACUCUUCCCUAACGUAUCAGCUUCAUUGUACCAAUUAUGCCUUGCAAUGUGCAUAUAGUACUAGAAAUCAUAUCAUUGUAACGAGUAAGUAUUAUUGAUUUGUAUCUACCUAUUGUUAAAUUUUGCUGGUUGUACAUUUUGUGAAAAUGGAAAAAAUAUUUAUUUCUUUAAAUUCACAAUGGUAAGGUUGUUGAAAAUGACAAUCGAAAGAGACAAAAAACAUAUACAAACUUGAAAUCUUUUCCAAAAAAACAAUAUGUUUUAGUUUAGCUUCCAGACCAAAACACAUAUCUUGUCAAAAAGUGUGUAACAUAUCAGAAUGUGGCAACCUGUCAAAUGUGUUUUACUUAUCACCGAAAUCCAUUGUGAAUUUGUGCUGUUAGAAACGUAUAAUUAAUCCUUGACUGUUGAAAUGUAAUAUAAUUUUCGAUCGUGUUUAUGAUCGAAGAGUAUAAACUGAUGUGGAACCACAAUCAUUUAUCUUGUAGUAUUGUUGUACCUUUUUAAUAUUUAUAAGUACUUUUACCAGUAGUGAAACUGAUCUGCCGUAUACAAACAAAGAAUUUAUGCUCUCCUUUUCAGUUCACAUUAAAUUGCUGAAGUGUU